Molecule: messenger RNA, 1522 nt
Organism: Nymphaea colorata (pocket water lily)
Lineage: Eukaryota; Viridiplantae; Streptophyta; Magnoliopsida; Nymphaeales; Nymphaeaceae
Exons: 3
Coding region: 254-1195 (313 amino acids)
Biological process (GO): protein folding
Cellular component (GO): chloroplast
Molecular function (GO): protein-folding chaperone binding; adenyl-nucleotide exchange factor activity; protein homodimerization activity
Source: RefSeq, a predicted model, not a curated record
AUGCGAUAGCAGAAGCUUGCGGUAGCCUUUCCCCAGCCCGAAUGCGUGGAACAUUCGAGCAUCCUUUUUAUCGCGGCAGCCGGAGGAAGUAUCGACACCGGGAGGCGGCGGUAGGCGCAGUUAGGUAGAGCCGUCAUUGGCGGUAGCAGAGGCCAGCGUCAGCGUCUUUCUUCUCGGGGGGACGAGGUGGGGAGCUUCUGCUAUCUGAAGCAGAUCAGUGGGAGCUAAGUGGGUUUCGGCGGUGGUCGGCGCCAUGGCUCUGGUUGCGAAUGGGCACCUCAACCCUCGCUUCUCGGUUCCUCCUCCACCUCCGUCGCUUGUCUUCCUCCGCUCUUCUCCAUGUUCAUUGUCUCUCCCGCUGCGUUCCGUCGCUCGAUCUCGCCGUCUCUGCCGGCGCACCACGCGGCCGCGUCGUCCCACUAUUUUCGCAGCGGGAGUUGCGGCCCAGGAGAUAGAUGAUGAAGAACGUGAAACAGAAUCUGGUAACGGAGUUGUUAACCAGGAAGCAGGGCCUUCCUUGAGAAACCUCCUGAUAGCCUACAAGGAGGCUAUAAUGGGUGGAGAUUUAGAAGCUGCCUCUGGCAUUGAAUCAACCCUUUACAUCUUUGAGAACGAAAAGAAGGACCUACUGAAGAAAGUUGAAGAUUUAUCAGUUGAAGUAGUGUCAGCGAAAAGUAAGUACCGCCGAAUCCAAGCUGACUUCGACAACUUCAGAAAGAGAUUGGAGAAGGAUCGGCUGUCACUGACCUCAAAUGUUCAUGGAGAAAUCAUAGAAAGCCUCCUGCCUUUGGUGGAUAAUUUUGAGAGGGCCAAACAACAAAUUAAGCCUGAAACUGAGAGAGAAAAAAAGAUCGAUACUAGUUAUCAAGGUAUAUACAAGCAGUUUGUGGAGAUUAUGAGAAGUCUACAGGUUUCGGUUGUUCAGACAGUUGGCAAGCCUUUCGAUCCUUCUUUCCACGAAGCCAUCUCGCGGGAAGAGUCUUCUGUUUACACAGAAGGUAUCAUAAUUGAAGAGUUCAGACGGGGAUUCAUGCUUAAAGGUCGGCUUCUUAGACCAGCCAUGGUUAAAGUUUCUGCUGGUCCUGGGCCGAAGAAGGCCCCGCUACAUGGAGAGAAGUUUACGGAUCAACCCAUCUCAAAUUCUGGCGUAGAUGCAGAUGCACCACCUCAGGAAGGGCUGACUGGAGAUAGCUAAUCCUUGCUCAUAAAGACCAUUUCCGUGCCAAUGUUAUUCUGCAAUUAGCUGAAUGAUUGUUACUUUGAUUUUUACGGAUCACCACAAUAGCGAAUGUGAGUUCAAGAUCUCGUAUAAAUUCCAAUAGAGGAAAAUGUGCCCUUUACAUAGAGACUUCUCAUCCGAGCUGUAUGCUUAUGUAAACUGAACACGAGUAGCAGAAAACAGAGCUCGCCAACAAGUACAUUUUAGUUGAAGGAGGUCACGAGUUCGAGAUCCUCUGUGGCUUACUGAAGUUCCAGCAUUAUUCCAAAUAAAUUGUAUAUCACUUCUCAAUUAUCUAUCAAA